Molecule: messenger RNA, 1148 nt
Organism: Orussus abietinus
Lineage: Eukaryota; Metazoa; Arthropoda; Insecta; Hymenoptera; Orussidae
Exons: 3
Coding region: 395-1024 (209 amino acids)
Source: RefSeq, a predicted model, not a curated record
CAGUUGUUUGGGUUUCAGCGGAGCGAGAGGUGAUUGCGGCAGCUGUACUCGACCAGAAGAGAGGAAACUCUGUACUUGAGCACGCAAGGAGUGUCCGGGCGCUUUCAUCGAAGGAUGGGCAUAUUUCGCGAGUUUCCUAUAGUUUUUAAUUUGUACAAGAAGUAUAGUUAGACGUCGAGGAGAAGCCGGGUCGGAGUUACGGGGAAGCCAAUGGCCGACAGGAACUCGAGGCUCGAAUAGGUGCAUGGAUUUUCGAAGGCGGAUUUUAAGGAGAGAUUCGCUGGCCCAGAACAUCAAGAAAUUUGGAAUCUCAUCUGCAGGCCACAGAGCAGACGACCGACCAAUCAAAGGACAGAGUUCUUGCCGCUGACCAAUCUGCGAUUAAGGACUGUGUAUGAUGGCCGUGCCACAGGCUGCGGACACUGCCUGCUCGGUGAAGCCGACACUAGUACGACGUGUUUCCGACAUGUUCAAAGACGGGAACUACAGCGGGCCGCCGUCGCUCUUCCGGCACUCGUCCAUGCAGAGGAUCCGCCAUUGCUGCCAGAACAUGAAUCUCUUUCCAUAUCUGCUCUACUCCUUCGGAAACUCGAAGUCCCAUCCGGUGGCGAAGAAGGUGAACGUCUGCUUCAGCUUCUUCCUGAAAGGCAUCACCGAGCGCAUCUUCUUCUUGAACAGUAGUCUGAAACAGCGUGUCCUAGAAGGACUCGGGACCGAAGCACUCUCUCCCAAGAAAUCGGGCCGGACCAGCCUAGAAAAAGUACCCCCUAAGUUCUCCAAAUUUGAGAAACAGGAACGCAAGCGAAUCUCCAUAGUUCUGACUCUAGGUGUGUACUUUGCUCUCUUGGUGUUGGCUUUUCAACUUGUGGGACUAUGCAGUCUGAUGCUAUAUCCAGAGAAGUACACGCCUGGAUUCAUAUUCCUGAUCUCGGCGCUGGUGGUACUUGCAGUGAUUUCUCUUAAAAUAAUGGUCCACGAUACCAUGGCCAAAGGGUACAAACGAGAGAAGAGGAAACUGCAAUGAUCGCCUGCUAAUUCUGGCUGUAUCGUUAUUCCACCUAGUAGUGUUCUAAGAUUCUGCUACUUUGACUUCGCGUUGAUCUUCAGUUUUGAAAGGACAUUCGGCAAUAAAUAACGUCUCUCCUGAA